Schizosaccharomyces japonicus yFS275 is the source of this 1902-nucleotide messenger RNA. RefSeq names its product rRNA processing protein Tsr2. The coding region runs from base 46 to 579 and encodes 177 amino acids. The transcript has 2 exons. The record is from RefSeq and is a predicted model, not a curated record. NCBI's taxonomy places the organism in Eukaryota, Fungi, Ascomycota, Schizosaccharomycetes, Schizosaccharomycetales, Schizosaccharomycetaceae.
CGCUCACUGCAUCUCAGUUCCUCUCUUCCACCCCGUCCUUCAGCCAUGUUUGACGAUCCUGAAAAAAAGGUUGCAUACUUCGAGUACGCGGUUGGACUGGUCUUCCACUCGUGGCCUGUGAUGAAACAGGCCGUUGAGGAGGAAUGGGGCGGCGUCGAGUCCGCUGACAAGCGAGAUUGGAUGGCUGGAGCCGUUUUCGACUUCAUCACCGCCAACCCAGACGUUGAGGCCGACGACGUUGAGGAGAUCAUCCUGCAGAUCCUCACCGACGAGUUUAGUGCUGAUGUCGAGGAUGACUCGGCUUAUGAGUUGGCUACCGACCUUGUUUCGCUGUGGAAGUCGUCGCAAGAGGACGACUUUGAGCCCAUUCGUAAGUUGCACGAAACCGUUGGCAAGAAGUUGCUGGAGAAAAUGGAAAGUGAAGGAGGUGCAGGCGCCGGAUCGUCCGAGACAGCCAAUGCUGAGGCAACACCUGAACUCGUGGAGGCACCAGAUGCACAGGAGCAGUCGCAGCAGCAACAGGAUCCUGUCGUUGAUGACGACGGGUUCACUAUGGUGCAACGUAAGCGUCGUUACUAGGAGGGCGUGAGAGAGAAUGCGUGCGACACGGCAGCAAUUGUUCUACGGUUAGCACACACUCAAUCCUAAUCCAACUCGUUUUGAACACCAAAGGAAUUUUGAACAGAGUGUGGUUGCUCCAGAUAACGGUCUCUAUCUCUAUCUCUGUCGUUGUCCCUGUCCGAAUCCCUGUUGUCGUCGUCGUCGUCGUCGUUGUCUCUCGAUUCGAACAGUUCCAUUUCGACAGCGAAAAGGUCGUCGCCGUUCCUUCGCUUACAUACAUAAACGAGAGGAUGGUUUCGGUAAAACCGUUGAAUGGAUAUGUGCACGUGUACGAGGGGCAAGACGACAGUCAGGCUCUUAGGAUCAAUGAUUGCAUUGCAGAAGUCAGCAAUGAAAAACGUCCCGGGUUGCAAGCGCACUUGGCGGCGUUUGUUGACGUCCUGCAUAUCGUGUCGACGCUUCUUGUCUUCAGCCGUAGCUUCAAAGUAUUCCAGUGGGAACGCUUGAUUCUUAGAGAAUCGCAUUUUCGUCAUUGUCGCAUACAGCGGCGAUAAAGCGUAUGGUCUUUCGCAAUGAAAAUCAUAUUCCAGGGAUGGAUCGACAAAGCGCAAACCCCGCAUCAUUACCUGCCAACCAAAGGGCAGAUCGUCGAGCACGUGGUAGUCAAAAACAUUACCAAACAUAAGAUCGUCGGCCGUCAAGUUCUCAGCUCCAGCCUUGAACCGGCCGCUUAUCAUCAGUGAGCAGUUAUCACUGCUCCUCCUCAAGUAUGCUGAUGAUUCUCGCGUAUAUCCGCGGAGUCGCAGGAGAAUCUGGCCCUCAAAAACUUCGUUGCUGACGGCAAUUGGCACCUCGUUAAACAGAAACGGGACCCUGCGUCCACAUUCCCUGAAAAAUGACUGGAUGUUCAUAGUAGCAGUACUGAGCAGCAUGUCUUGGGGUUUUCGGCGAGCAGGAUCUACGUCAUAGAUCGGAGAUCGGCGUCAGGGAAUAGCGAGGGGUAGAGUGGAGUAGCGGGGAAUAGUGAGACACAGCACACUGCAACGUCCAGCCCUCGGAAAUUCCUUAACUCGUUUAACGAGUUCCCGAGCAGCUCCGCCUCAUUGAGCCCCGAGGCUUAACGAGGCAAACAAGGCCCGUUAGGAUCGGCCGGCGCAUACGAGCGGCAGGUGUUCUCGUCUCAAUUAUGACCGUUGCAAUUCGUCCUCCUCGUCCAAUCCACACUCUUCCUUUUGUGCACUAGUGCGCUCCUCCAAGCUCUUCCUUCCCACCCCUUUUUUCUAGCUUCGUUUAGGUUAUCGCUUAUUUAUCUGAUCUGUAAUAUCUAAUCUCGUAUCUCAG